Molecule: messenger RNA, 1956 nt
Organism: Hydra vulgaris (swiftwater hydra)
Lineage: Eukaryota; Metazoa; Cnidaria; Hydrozoa; Anthoathecata; Hydridae
Biological process (GO): photoreceptor cell maintenance; chaperone-mediated protein complex assembly
Source: RefSeq, a predicted model, not a curated record
UCUUUUUGUUUUUAGAUGUCACUUCAUUGACUAAUUAGUAACUAUAUUUCUAUUAUUUAAAAAAAAAAUAAAGUAUUAAAUGAAAGAAAAAAAUAAAACAAUGAAAACACUGGUGAAUAUGAUUUUGGUUGAAAAAUUGGUUGCUAAUAUAUCAAGUUUGAUUGGAAUGCAUAAAAGUAUUAAAUGUAUUCAACAGAGUCAUAACUAUGUAUUCACCACAGAUGCUUUGUUGUACUUCAAUGCUAUUGACAAUAAGCACUGGACUCACCAUGUAAUUAGUGAAAAAUGUGCGUGUUUCAUGGAGAAAAACUUAUUUGGCUCAGAAUUUUUUUUGUUUUAUGUCGGAGCUUGGUGUCAAUGUUUCAAAGAGCUUCUAGAUAAAGGUUUGCCUGGUGAGCUAAUAAUUCAAGGUUGUAUGAAAAUAUUGUCUCAAGCAAUAAAUUCGUUUCGUGAAAGUUUUGUUUAUGGUUUCGCCACUGUUAGUAACAUAAAAUAUAUUAUUAAUUUAAAAAAAAGUUUUUAUCUUAAUCAAAAUAUUGGUGUCAACACUUCUCAAAAUAUCGAACUUAGUACUCAACCUUCGUAUUGUUGUUAUACUACUGGGUCUGCCAUAAAUAAAACGUUUGAUUGCAAAAAAUCUUCUUCAUCAACAAUAAAUCUACCAAAGCCGGUUUUUAACAAAUACAGUAGACAUUUAAUCAAUAAAGAGGAUAUUUGUUCAAACGAAAAGAAAAUAAUUUUAGAUCGAUUUUGUCGUUUAUGUUGCUUUUCCUCAAAUGAAACUGUUUUAGAACUGAUUUCCAGUCUCUAUGAAGCCCAUUUCAAUAACAUGGCAAAUUUUGAUAGUUUGCAUAAUGAAGAAAUACCUGAGCUUAAUCUGAAAUGCGUUUUCACUGAAACAUGCGUUAACACAUUUAAGUCUAAAGUUUUUGACGGCAUACUCGUUCCAGUUCCAUCCGAAAACAUUUCAAAUAUUUCACUAUUGCAACAUUUUCAAAGCGGUAUUAAAAACGUAAUCUUAAUUAAUACAAUUUCAUAUGGUGUUGACUUGCCUUGCGUUGAUGACGUCAAAAUAGUUGAAAAUAUUGUAUACAAUGACUAUAUAUUGUCUAAUUCGCCUAUUUCUGAGCAGGUUAUUAACACGUUGUUGAAGUCAAAUAUUGGUAUUAUUAUACAUAGAGGCGAUUUGGGUGCAACAGCAAUAACUGAGUUAAACCGUAUAGGCAUAUUAGAUAUUCAAAUAAAAUCUUAUUAUCGACUUCACUGCUUGUCUAGAUUGCUAUCUGUGAGUAUUUGCUAUGAUUUGAAUGACCUUUCUCAAAAAAACAUUGGACAGGUUGAAGUUUCACAAAUCAGUUUAUUUGCUGAAUCGGUUAAAAAUACAGCUGUUGCAGAUAAUACCAGAGUUUACUUAAAGUUAAAUUCAAAUUUUAUGAAAUAUUACACAGUUGUAUUAUGCGAGAGAACUUUAGAUUUGUUAAAUCUUCUGAUAGAUGAGUUUAACUACAGCUUUCAUCGAGUUCAAAGUGUUUUUAAAAAUAAAAUGAUAGUAUUGGGAUAUGCUGAAAACGACAUUGUCAGUAUUUUAAAAGAUAAUAAAAAUGUUAACAAAGUGGUGUUACGUGGUCAUAACGUCACCAAGUGCUAUCAUUACGUGAAUGAUUGCGAAAUGUUUUUUUAUUCUGAUUUUUUAAAAGAGCGUGUUCUUAAAGUUUUUGAAAAGUAUUUGCAGCUUUUUUUUGAUCGCACCGACAUUGCGCAAUUUUUUAUGGAAGAUUUUCAUUUUCGUGCUGGAUUAUGGGAAGAUUCAUUAAAAUGCGCGAGUUUAUUAAUGAAAAUUGAUGUGGUAGAAGUAAAUUUUUAGAAGCUUUUAAAAUGUUAAAAAACUUAAUAAAAAAAUAAAAACUUAAAUAAAAAUUCUGUUAUUUUUAUAAAAGACUUCUUUAGAAAAUAAAA